Musa acuminata AAA Group (dessert banana) is the source of this 1763-nucleotide messenger RNA. Its product is annotated as leucine-rich repeat extensin-like protein 4. The record is from RefSeq and is a predicted model, not a curated record. Gene Ontology annotation, molecular function: protein binding. Bases 284 to 1513 code for a protein of 409 amino acids. Lineage: Eukaryota; Viridiplantae; Streptophyta; Magnoliopsida; Zingiberales; Musaceae. The transcript has a single exon.
ACCAUCAGCCAUAUCCCAGGAGUUCCUCUGCCUGAGUUCAUAAAUACCAGUACCCCACAGGCUUAAACCUUUGACCCAGCCAUUGCAGAAGCUAAGGCUGGUUUAAGACUCCUGCCAGUGGAUUGAUGCCAAGUGCCAGACAAGUCCACUCCAACCCAGGCAACCACGUCCAAGGAGUCAAACAUCCCAUCAACCAGCACAUUCAUCACAAACCAGUCAUGUCAUACAACUCUGAAAAUUACCCAGAGCUCUCUGAAAUCCUUCUUCUUUCCCUCCUUUGAAGAUGCAGAGACUCGGGUUACCUAUGGCCCUUGUUUUUCUACAGGUAUUCACUCCAAAAUCCUCAGCAUUCGUUGGGACGGGUGGUGGUGGAGUCUGGUUCAAUGGUAGAGGCGGUAGCACCACCGAAACACGAUCAUCCUACCCUCAAGAUCCCAAUGGCAACAGAGAGUACACAGCUCUUCAAGCUUGGAGAUCAGCCAUGACGGAGGACCCAUAUGGGAUCCUUGCAACUUGGCUUGGCCCUGAUGUCUGCUUUUAUAGAGGUGUAUUUUGCUCAUACGCGCCUGAAGUCCCCAUCUUUGCAUCCUUCAGAGUGGUCUCAGGAAUAGAUCUCAACCAUGCCAACCUCGAAGGUUCCUUGGUGAAGGAGCUCGCCCUGCUCGACCACCUCUCCUUUCUCCACCUCAACAGCAACAGGUUCUCAGGCACAGUCCCGGACUCCUUCAGAGAGCUCCACUACCUCUCGGAGCUGGAUCUCAGCAACAACCGGUUCUCAGGCCCCUUCCCCACUUCCACGCUCCUCAUCCCAAACCUCAUCUACCUGGACCUCAGGUUCAACAGCUUCUCCGGCGAAGUCCCGGAUGAGCUCUUCGUGAAGGACUUGGAUGCCAUUUUCCUCAACAACAACCAGUUCGGAGGUCAGAUCCCGAUGACCCUUUGGGCCUCCCCGGCCUCCGUCAUCACCCUCGCUAACAAUCAGUUUUCUGGGUCCAUUCCAUUCAACUUCGGAUACAUGAGCUCCAGGAUCAGAGAGGUUCUCUUCCUCAACAACAAGCUGACAGGCUGCAUUCCAGAGGGGGUCGGAUAUCUAACCGACGUAGAAGUGCUGGACUUGAGCUUCAAUUCCCUCGCAGGCCAUCUUCCUAGCUCGCUGUCAUGCCUUUCUGAGGUUGAGGUCCUCAACAUCGCUCACAACCAGCUCUCGGGGGAGUUACCGGAGCUGGUCUGUGAUCUGAGGAGCCUGGCAAACCUCACUGUUGCAUACAACUUCUUUUCCGGGUUCAGCCUGGACUGCGCGAGACUCUUCUUCAGGAACGUGUGGUUUGAUUUCUCCGGGAACUGCAUUCCUGGGAGCGACAUGCAGCGGCCUCCACCGGAGUGCAUGGGGAUUCCGGGAGGCGGGCUUAGCUGCCUCAGGAUACCCUCAUCGAGGCCUUUGGCUUGCUUAGGGAGCAUGGGGCAGAGGGACGGGAUGAACAGGGUCCCCUACACAUUUCCUUCACUUCCAUAAGCUCUGUGGAUCGUGACAGGACAUGACUGCACGCCAUAGCUGAUCAUUCAUUGAAGGGAACAAGUUAUUUGUAUGCUAGUGAUUCAUGCUCUCUUAAAAUAUUUUGAGGGAAGAAGCACAGUAGUACUUUACUUGCUGCCUUUCGGUGGCUUUAGAUCAAGUGUUUCGGUAUUAGGAGGUUGGCACAGUAAGUACCAGCAUGGUUUAGACUAAUUCUAAUAAGAUUAACCAUCCUUUACUGAUGCUAUCA